AUGGUUGUGUUAUAUGAAAUUAAUUCUUAUAGAUAUAAAGAAUCUUAGAAAUUUUAAUUCGAUGGAUUGAUUAAAGAUAUAUAAAAACUUCCUCUUAGAUAUUUGAUAAGAGAGAGAUAAAUCUUAUUUGGAGAGGAGAUUAUCCAAUCAGAUUUCAGAUUAUUUUUAAGAGAAAUUUUUGAAUUUGAUAUAAACCCAUAUCUAACGCGCGAUAUUAUAAUCUAAUAUACAAAAUUAAAUCGUUAAGAAAAAAACAAGAAAAAAAAACUAAAAAACAAAUAAUAUAAAAUGGCUCCCAGAAGUUCAACUUCCAAGUCUGCUACCAGAGAAAAGAAGGACCACAAGAAGGCUCCCAUCAAGAAAGCCAUCGCCAAGAAGGAUACUAAGCCUACCCCCACCAAGGGCAAGGCUGCUUCUGCUUCCACCACCCCCGUCAAGAAGGAUGUCACCCCCGUCAAGGCUGAUACCAAGAAGAAGAUCCACAAAACCAAAACCAUGAAGGAAACCGUCAGCGAUGCCAAGAAGACCGUUCACGCUGCUGCUGGUGAUAAGAAGCUCUCUAAAAAGAGACCCGCUAAGGAAGCUGCUAAGAAGGCUAUCAACCCUGGUAAGAAGGCUGCUGCUUAACCCAAGAGCACCAAGAAGGAAGUUAAGAAGGACAAUAAGACUGCCAAGAAGGAAACCAAGAAAGAUCAUAAGCCCGCUAAGAAGGAAGCUAAGAAGGAAACCAAGCCUGCCAAGAAAGAUGCCAAGAAGAGCUCCAAGCCUGCCAAGAAGAACUGA
Messenger RNA from Tetrahymena thermophila SB210, 783 nucleotides. RefSeq lists its product as hypothetical. Lineage: Eukaryota; Ciliophora; Oligohymenophorea; Hymenostomatida; Tetrahymenidae. The transcript has 2 exons. The record is from RefSeq and is a predicted model, not a curated record.